Molecule: messenger RNA, 1438 nt
Organism: Alligator mississippiensis (American alligator)
Lineage: Eukaryota; Metazoa; Chordata; Crocodylia; Alligatoridae
Product: probable N-acetyltransferase camello
Exons: 2
Coding region: 29-772 (247 amino acids)
Molecular function (GO): N-acetyltransferase activity
Source: RefSeq, a predicted model, not a curated record
GCCGCGGGGCCAAUGAGGGGCGCCGCAGAUGACGUCACGGCGGGAGGGGCGGUGCCCGGAAGUGGCUGGGCCCAGGGGAGGCCACGUGCGGUGCGGGGUGCAUGCCAUGGCAGAGUACCGCAUCCGGGAGUACCGCGACGAGGACUAUGAGGCUGCACGCGAGCUGUUCGCAGCUGCCAUGAGCGAGCACGCACCUGGCCUGUGCAUGCACGUGCUGCACCAGCCCUGGGUCCUGCUGGUCCUCGCCUGCACCUUCACUCUCCUGCUCGCCAGCUCCCGCUCAGUGCUGCUGCCCGUGCUGGCCGUCACCCUGCUGCUGGCGCUGGGCCGGCAGCUGCUGAGCUACGCCUGGGGCCUCUACAUCGAGCGCUGCCUGGGGGACGACCUGCGGGACAUCCACGCCAGCUACGUGGAGCCCGCCAGCUCCUGCUUCUGGGUGGCGGAGGCAGCCGAGGGCGUGGUGGGCACCGUGGCAGCACGGCCGGCCGACGCCGGUAACGGGACACUGAUGCUGAGGCGCAUGGCGGUGCGCCGGGACUUCCGGGGCCGCGGCGUGGCCACGGCGCUGGGCCGCGCUGUGCUGGGCUUUGCACAGCACCGGGGCUGCCGCGCCGUGGUGCUCAACACCCUCAUGGUGCAGCACGAGGCCCGCAGGCUCUACGAGCACCUUGGCUUCCAGCCCGACCGCCGCUACCUGCUGCCCACCCUGUACGGGCGCCUGGCUGGCUGCGUUAUCACCACCUACCGCUACGACCUGCCCGCUGCUGACUGAGCGCGGGUCCUGGCCCCGGCACCGCGCUGCGGGCGGGCAGGACUGUCUCACGUAGCGCCCGGCUCUUGUGCAUGAUGAGCAGGACUCUGAGUGCAUGGCGGGCCUGACGUGGCCGGAGCUGUGGCCCCCGGUGGGGCUGGGCGUGACACUGCCCCGUGGCCCCAUAGAUGCUGCCACGGCUCGGGGUCUUCUCAGGGUGAUGCCAGCGGACGAAAGCGCCCGUGUCGGUUUGCUCAGGGACAGCAGGACCCCUCAGGGUCAGACCCAGACAGCAGGGACAGCUCAGGGGUGGGGUGGGGGGUAGGUUGCCCCAGCCCCUCUGGACAGUGUGUGCAGGGCAGUUCCCCAGGGUGGCGGAGGCUGGCACUUGGGGGACAUGGUCUCCAGGGUGGGCAUGGGAGGGGUCCCCCUCCUGCAGACGCUCAGGGAAGGUCCUUGCUUUGUCCGUGGGACUAGGUGGGCCACGUCAGCUCCUCCAGGCCACAGCUAGAGCUUGUCCCCCCUAUCCCCCAUGCAUACGGGUAAGCAGACCUAGGUCCCCAGACGUGGGUGCCAGUUGGGUGCAUCUGGGCCUGCCCAGCUCUGGUCUCCCAAGGGUUGUUCCCCAGCCGUGCUGAGGGAUGGGCACUGGGGGCUGCAACAAAUAAAGAGAUGCUGCCUUGGUCA